Molecule: messenger RNA, 564 nt
Organism: Clonostachys rhizophaga
Lineage: Eukaryota; Fungi; Ascomycota; Sordariomycetes; Hypocreales; Bionectriaceae
Source: the annotation of a GenBank genome assembly
AUGAAUUUUGACUUAGAUGCUUUCCUUUUGAACUGUCAACAGGAUGACGAAUUAACACUACCGAGCUUCGAAUUCAACGACCCUUCAACCAACCAGCUCUAUUUGCCAGACCUGAGUGAUUUUCCACUGGAAGAUCAGUCCAAUGACCCAGCUAUUAAACCUCAGUUUAGUACAGCCGAGGCAGAUUUUGGCUCCUGGGAUUGGGAGGGAACGCUAGAGUGCCCUGUGGCGAAAACUAAUAACGAAAGUGAAGAGUCUACCCAACUCAGAGUCCCUGACAGCUUUCUGGAGGAAGAACUAAUAGAAUGCCGCCGGUUAAAGGGCCAGCUCGAAGAGCUGGUGAAAAAGGGCGAAGAGCAAGUGGAGAAGAUGAAAGAAGUGGUAAAAGAUAUGAAAGAUCAGAAAGCCAAAACAGAAGAGGUGGCAAUUUCUAUGAGGAAUGAAGCUAAAUCGGUGACCGAAGGCAUCGUGAGCAGAUUCAAAACCGAGAUUGAGACCUAUUGUGGAAUGUUAAAAACCUGGGCAACUGCCGUACAACUACGCGUGGAGAAUGCUAAAGAAUAG